CUCCCUCCCCUUCUCUCUCUCUCUCCCUCUCUCUCUAUCUCUCUGAAGAAAGUUAGGGUUUGGAGGAAUCAAAUCACUUUACUAAUAACUGUCACCUCACUUCAAUCACUCACUUCAGACACUGUAGAUGAUUAUCCUCAGUCGCUAAUCAACAGUUUCUGGUUUCGAACUGCUGCUCGGGAAUUUACAUCUUUUGAGAAUUUAGCCUGAGCUUUUGGCAAGAAAAGCAGCGAGUAUGGAGGCCGCAAAACGUUGGUUCGGAAAGCUGCACCCUAAGUCCAAGGAUUCAAGCAAGAAGAAUGAGCCUAAGCCUAACGGGAAGGAAGGUUCAAAGGCACCAUUAAAUGAGGAAACACCUUCAGUUGCGACUAAGCAAAAGGUAGAAGCUGCCAAGCAGUAUAUAGAAAAGCAUUACAAGGAUCAGAUGAAGAGCUUACAGGAAAGGAGGGAGCGACGCAACAUGCUGGAGAAAAAACUGGCUGAUGCUGAGGUAUCUCAGGAAGAACAAAACAACAUUCUCAAGUACCUAGAGAGAAAAGAAAGAGAAUAUAUGCGCCUGCAGAGGCGUAAAAUGGGUGCUGAUGACUUUGAGCCUUUAACCAUGAUUGGAAAGGGUGCCUUUGGGGAGGUUAGAAUCUGUAGGGAGAAAUCUACUGGCCAUGUUUACGCCAUGAAGAAGCUUAAGAAAUCGGAAAUGCUUCGUAGAGGCCAGGUUGAGCAUGUAAAAGCAGAAAGGAAUUUGCUAGCCGAAGUCGACAGCAACUGCAUUGUCAAACUUUAUUGUUCUUUCCAAGACGAAGAGUAUCUAUACCUAAUAAUGGAAUAUCUUCCCGGGGGAGAUAUGAUGACAUUACUGAUGCGUAAAGAUACGUUAACAGAAGAUGAAGCCAGGGAUAUCAAACCUGAUAACUUGCUCCUUGAUAGACAUGGACACAUGAAGCUGUCUGAUUUUGGAUUAUGUAAACCACUGGAUUGCAGUAAUAUCCAAGAAAAGGAUUUCUCUGUAGGGAAUAACUAUAGUGGGGCCCUUCAAAGUGAUGGACUGCCAGCAGCUCGAAAGCGCACUCAGCAGGAGCAACUGCAACACUGGCAGCGCAACAGAAGGAUGCUCGCCUACUCAACUGUUGGUACACCUGAUUAUAUUGCUCCGGAAGUGCUAUUGAAGAAAGGAUAUGGAAUGGAAUGUGAUUGGUGGUCUCUAGGAGCUAUCAUGUAUGAGAUGCUUGUGGGGUAUCCACCAUUCUAUUCCGAUGAACCCAUGUCUACAUGCAGGAAGAUAGUAAAUUGGAGAACUUAUCUGAAAUUUCCGGAAGAAGCAAAAUUAUCAGUGGAAGCUAAGGAUCUUAUCUGUAAACUCCUGUGUAAUGUAGAGCGAAGGCUCGGUACAAGAGGCGCUGACGAAAUUAAGGCUCAUCCAUGGUUUAAAGGCAUUGAGUGGAACAAAUUAUAUCAAAUGAAAGCUGCUUUCAUACCGGAAGUUAAUGAUGAACUGGACACUCAAAACUUUGAAAAGUUUGAAGAGAUGCUUUCAUCAAAGGAUGUGAAUUUUAUGGGUUACACCUACAAGAACUUUGAAAUUGUUAACGAUCAUGAAGUUCCAGGAAUAACUGAACUGAAGAAGAAGAACAACAAACCCAAAAGACCUACUGUGAAAUCCCUCUUCAGUGAGGAGUCAAAUUCAUCAUCAGCUCAACAGGGAAGUUUCCUUAAUAUGCUACCUCCUAUAUCUGAUACCUCGACAAAAGGCGAAUACUAGAAUUCAGUUCAUCUGUUCAUAUCAUCCGACAAAGCAAAAAACAUCCCAAACGAGGAUUUAAUGUUCUUUUGAAGUGAACAGGUUUUGUUGGGCCUGUCCGCUUAAACUGUUGAUUGACCUUUGUGUAAAUUGUAUAUAUCGUAAUUUUACUCCGGCAUCUGUCAUAGGUGAUUCGCAAUAUUCUUUUUUUUUUUUUUUCGGUUCGUGAAGCUGUAGAAGCUAAUUUAUUGUUUAUAGGAUUGACUUUUCGACGGCUAACAGUUUUGAGAAACUGGUGCAUUGUUUGACAGAAUUAUCUAUUGUAUUGGAGGUUUGUGGAAGUUGUCUCAUUACCAAUACUAG
This is a messenger RNA of Striga asiatica, 2098 nucleotides long. The record is from the annotation of a GenBank genome assembly. NCBI's taxonomy places the organism in Eukaryota, Viridiplantae, Streptophyta, Magnoliopsida, Lamiales, Orobanchaceae.